This is a messenger RNA of Pestalotiopsis fici W106-1, 1923 nucleotides long. RefSeq lists its product as uncharacterized. NCBI's taxonomy places the organism in Eukaryota, Fungi, Ascomycota, Sordariomycetes, Amphisphaeriales, Sporocadaceae. The coding region runs from base 1 to 1923 and encodes 640 amino acids. The transcript is spliced from 3 exons. The record is from RefSeq and is a predicted model, not a curated record. Gene Ontology annotation, molecular function: monooxygenase activity; flavin adenine dinucleotide binding.
AUGGCUCCUUCUACUAUUACCGAGCACAUUGAUGAUGUCUCUGCCCUCAAGGCCAGGGCUGCGUCCAAGUUGGCCGAGGUAAAUGGCACCACGGAACGGCCUCCAGUCGCAGAUGAUUACAUGUACGACUUCAAGUUCAACCAUGCUCUGCCAACAACCAGUGUCCUCGGCGUCAGGAUUCCCCAGGACUGCGACGCAAAGGCCGAGGCCGAGGGCAUCGUCAAACGACUGUCUGACGCUUUAGGCGCUGGGAACGCCGAAGCAUUUGCAGACCUCUUUCUCGAGUACGGCGUAUGGCGUGACAAGCUUUCAUUUACCUGGGACCAGAGAACCUUCAACUUCCGCCCGGCCAUUCUAAAGGCUGCCCAGGACCUUCUUCCCACGACCAAAGCCUUCAAUUUUGCCUUUCUCAAACCCGCGCCCUCGAUUGAGCGGCCUUAUGAUGACUUUGAGCUACUACAGUUUGUCGUGUCAUUUGAGACAGAGCUCGUUGUCGCUUCGGCCGUCAUCAAGGCUGUGCUGUCGCAAGAUGGCUGGAAAAUAUAUACAAUGCACACCGUUGCCGAGCAACUCGAGCAAUGCCCAGAACGUGCUCCUGCUGAUGGCCACAUGACGGGGACAACUAGUUGGGAGGCUCAGCGUGCGGCUGAAGUGGACGCGGCCGAGCCAGAAGUUCUGAUCAUUGGUGGCGGACAAAAUGGUCUUGCUCUAGCCGCGCGGUGCAAAGCGAUCAAUCUCGACUGUCUGGUCAUUGACCGCGACGACGAGGUCGGCGAUGUCUGGAAGAAGAGAUAUGAGUACCUCUCUCUCCAUUUCCCCCACUGGGCAGACGAUCUACCCUACUUUCGAUACCCCAAGCAUUGGCCCACAUAUACGCCUGCACAGAAGCAGGGCAUAUACAUGGAGUGGUACGCUUCCGCGCUAGAAUUAAAUGUUUGGACAAAGUCCACCGUCAUCGAGGCCGAGCAAGACGAGCAAGGCGGAUGGACGGUUACGAUCAAUAAGGGCGGCAAGGAAACUAGGACAGUGCGUCCCAAACACGUCGUCAUGGCCACCUCCCUCUGCGGCGUCCCUUACCUUCCUGAUAUUCCUGGCAUGGACCAGUUCAAGGGUGGUGAGAUACGACAUUCCUCCGCUCACGACAGCUCGCGUGACUUUGUUGGCAAAAAGGUCUGCGUGGUAGGCACCUCUUCCUCGGGCUUUGACACUGCAUUCGACUGCUCCCGUCGCGGCAUUGACGUGACCCUUUUGCAACGCUCCCCCACCUAUGUCAUGUCGCUCACACACUCUGUACCUCGGAUGCUGGGUGGGUUCGGCCCCGACGCCAAGGGUAACCGUCGCGAUCCCGAGGAGCACGAUCGCAUCUUUUUUUCUACCCCGGUUGGACCGGGCGAGGAGCUCAGUCGGCGCAUGGCGGAGAAGCUUGAGGAUCUCGACAGGCCUCUGCUUGACGCUUUGAACGCUAGAGGUUUGCGGACGUGGCGCGGCCAGAGGGGCACAGGAAACAGCACCCUGGGCCAGACCCGGAACGGUGGCUUCUAUUUCGAUGCUGGUGCGUGUGAACACAUAAUAAAUGGAAAGAUCAAGGUCGAGCCGGGCUAUAUUGAGAGAUUCACGAAUGACAAGGUCAUAUUGAGCGGUGGUCGGGAGCGCGAGUUUGACCUCAUCGUUUUCGCAACGGGAUUUUCAAACCUUAACGACUCGAUUCGUGACACACUAGGCCCCAAGGUUGCCAAUAGCGUUGGUCCAGUGUGGGGCAUUGAUGAAGAAGGCGAGUUCAAGAGUGCUUUCAGGGAGACGGGAGUACACAACCUCUGGAUUAUGGUUGGUUUCCUUCCAAUGACUCGUUUCCAGUCAAAGGUCCUUGCACUUCGGUUGAAGGCACUAACAGAAGGCAUUUCUCCGCCCCCUUACAAGGUAUGA